AUGGGUUUCGUCACUUAUGAAAUGGAGCUCAUCAGCAUCGUCUCUCCAACCAAGUUGUUCAGUGCCAUUGUCCUUGAAGCUGGAGACUUUCUCCCCAAGAUCUUCCCACAGCUUAUUGCAAGCUUCAUCACCAUUGAAGGAGAUGGAGGUCCCGGAACCAUUAAGCAAAUUAACUACGUCGACGGGAAGUAUGUGAAGGAGAGGACAGAUGCGAUAGACAAGGAGAAUUUCAUGUAUGCCUAUUCAGUGAUUGAAGGUGAAGCAUUGAUGAACAAAUUUGAGAAACUGUGUUAUGAGUAUAAGUUUGAGGGAAGGCCUGAUGGUGAUGGAGGAUCCAUUUGCAGGAGCAACAUCAAAUACUACACUAUUGGAAACACUGAGAUGAAGCAGGAGGAAAUUGAUGCCCGCAAAGAGAAGUCCCUGGAAAUGUUCAGGGCCAUUGAAGCCUACCUCUUGGCAAAUCCUGAAUCCUGAUAUUUAGGCUCCUUCUUCAUCCUGAAGGGCCAUUGUCUGAUUCAUUCUCGGAUUUCUGGGUAAUCCACUUGGUGUUUCUUU
Manihot esculenta (cassava) is the source of this 555-nucleotide messenger RNA. RefSeq names its product major strawberry allergen Fra a 1-2. Gene Ontology annotation, cellular component: cytoplasm; nucleus. The transcript has 2 exons. Bases 1 to 474 code for a protein of 157 amino acids. Gene Ontology annotation, molecular function: protein phosphatase inhibitor activity; abscisic acid binding; signaling receptor activity. The record is from RefSeq and is a predicted model, not a curated record. Gene Ontology annotation, biological process: defense response; abscisic acid-activated signaling pathway. NCBI's taxonomy places the organism in Eukaryota, Viridiplantae, Streptophyta, Magnoliopsida, Malpighiales, Euphorbiaceae.